AUGGCGACGUGCCUUCGCUACUCAUCGCUCUCUCGCGCUCUCCUCCUUCCUUAUCUCCAACGCCGAACAGAAACCUUAUGCGAGCCCAUCAGAAUCGUCUGGUUCAGUUCAACCUUGAACCAGCCCAAACCUCCUUCAGUUACAGUUCGCAGUCAGGCCAAGCGUGGAUCCUUUUUCAAACAAGACCAACUAGGAGCAACUUCAAGUGAUCUUGAAUUCGAGGCACCAUUAAAAAUCGUGGAAUAUCCAGAUCCUAUACUCCGAGCCAAAAACAAGCGAAUCCAUACUUUUGAUGAGAAUUUAAAGAAAUUAGUUGAUGAAAUGUUCGAUGUCAUGUACAAAACUGAUGGUAUUGGGCUCUCGGCACCGCAGGUGGGAAUGAAUGUUCAACUUAUGGUAUUUAAUCCGGCUGGUGAGCGUGGUGAAGGAGACGAAAUUGUUCUUGUUAAUCCCAGAGUUAACAAGUAUUCGAAGAAAACUGUGCUCUUUAAUGAAGGCUGCCUAUCCUUUCCUGGGAUAUAUGCAGAUGUACAGAGACCAGAAUCCGUAAAGAUUGAUGCAAGGGACAUUAAUGGUGCAAGGUUUACUGUCAACUUGUCUGAUCUUCCUGCACGGGUUUUCCAGCAUGAAUUCGACCAUUUGCAGGGGAUCCUGUUCUUUGAUAGAAUGACUGAAGAAGUUAUUGACAGUAUUCGGGCAGGGCUACAGGCCUUGGAAAAGAAGUACGAGGAUAAGACUGGAUUCCCCAGCCCUGAAAGAAUAGAAACACGCAGAUUGAAGAAGGUCGCUGAAGGUUUUGGAAAAUCAUGA
Messenger RNA from Dovyalis caffra, 810 nucleotides. The record is from the annotation of a GenBank genome assembly. Lineage: Eukaryota; Viridiplantae; Streptophyta; Magnoliopsida; Malpighiales; Salicaceae.